AGCGUGACCCAUUCUGUCACACUGAACUCGUCACGCUGCACAAAAAGACUACAACUCCCAGCAUGCCCCGGGCCGCCAGGCCCCGCCCCCGCCGCGCGCGCGCCCUGUCGCGUGGAAGGUGAGCGCGGGGCAGGCCGGGAAUGCGAGUCGGGAUUGGCCCGCGUGCGCCCCGCUUUCCAGCGUGCCGGGCAGCAGGAAGCGGCGGCGGUGGAGCGGCAAGCGGCGCGGCGAGGAGCUGCUCCCGACCAGUGUUUCUGCCAUGGAAGCUGAGGAAACGAUGGAAUGUAUCCAGGAAUUUCCUGAACACUAUAAAGUUAUUUUGGAUAGACUGAAUGAACAACGUGAGCAGGACCAGUUUACAGAUAUCACUCUGAUCGUCGAUGGUCACCAUUUCAAAGCUCAUAAGGCAGUUCUUGCUGCCUGUAGCCAGUUCUUCCACAAAUUCUUCCAAGAUUUCACUCAGGAGCCUUUGGUGGAGAUUGAAGGUGUAAGUAACAUGGCAUUUCGUCACCUAAUUGAGUUCACCUAUACAGCAAAGCUAAUGGUACAAGGUGAGGAAGAAGCAAAUGAUGUUUGGAAAGCUGCAGAGUAUCUACAGAUGCUAGAAGCAAUCAAAGCCCUUGAAAUCAGGAACAAAGAAAAUUCCUCACCCUUAGAAUCAAAUGAAGCACAAGGUAAAAAUAAACCAAAAAAGAGGAAGAUUGCUGAAACCUCUAAUGUUAUCACAGAAACAUUGCCAUCUGUAGAAUCAGAGCCUGUUGAAAUUGAGGUCGAGAUUGCUGAAGGGACGAUGAAAGUGGAAGAUGACAGCAUUGAAACUCUUGAAGAAGUAGCUUCUGCAGAGCAAUCCAUAAAGUACAUACAGACAACAGGUACAUCAGAUGAAUCUGCUUUGGCUCUUUUGGCAGAUAUCACCAGCAAGUAUCGUCAGGGAGAGAGAAAAUGCCAGAUCCAAGAAGAAGUUGAUAGUGCAACUGACUCCUCAUGCAAACAGGUAGAAGGUAUUGAAAUUGUGGAACUUCAGCUGUCACACAUGAACAAUUUAUUCCACUGUGAGAAAUGUAACCGUUCAUUUAAAUUGUUUUACCAUUUUAAGGAACACAUGAAAACACACUCUACUGAGAAUUACAAAUGUGACAUAUGCAAUAAAAGAUACCUACGAGAGAGUGCUUUGAAACAGCACCUCACCUGUUACCACCUUGAUGAAGGUGGUGCCAGCAAGAAGCAAAGACCUGGCAAGAAAAUACAUGUAUGCCAGUACUGUGACAAGCAGUUUGAUCACUUUGGGCAUUUUAAAGAGCACCUUCGGAAGCACACAGGUGAAAAACCCUUUGAAUGUCCCAACUGCCAUGAACGUUUUGCUCGGAAUAGCACGCUCAAAUGUCAUCUGACAGCCUGUCAGUCAGGAGCUGGCGCUAAAAAGGGAAGAAAGAAGCUUUAUGAAUGUCAGGUUUGUAACAGCGUGUUUAACAGCUGGGAUCAGUUCAAAGACCACUUGGUAAUACACACUGGUGACAAACCCAACCACUGUACCUUAUGUGAUUUGUGGUUUAUGCAAGGCAGUGAGCUGAGAAGGCAUCUCAAAGAAAUGCACAAUAUUUCAGAACUGUUAGUGACAGAAGAGGUUCUUCCAGUGGAAGCUAUGGAAGCUGAACCAGUAACAUCAAUGACAAUAAUAGAACAAGUUGAGCAAGUGCAUGUCCUACCGGUAAUUCAGGUACAAGUGGAUCCUGCACAGGUAACUGUGGAACAGAUGCACCAGGAUCUCAUACAGGACAAUCAAGUGAAAGGCACACAGAUGGAGGAACUACAGGAACAGGUGCAGAUUAGUUACUUGGAAGUUGAACACAUUCAGACUGAACAAGGUGCUGAAGUUCAUGUGGAGCAGUUACAUGUUGAGCAUGUAAAUCAAAUACAGAUGGAAGAAGUACAGGCAGAACUUAUAGAUGGAACAGCUCUUGAACAAGUAGAAUACCAAAGUGUUGAUCAAGGAGAAACAGAAGAAAAGGAUCCUAAUCAAGCAGAUGAUGCAGAUAAGGAACAUCAUGAGCAAGCUGAAGACUUAAAAACACAACAAUUAAUGGACACACAAAAUGCAAAAGUAGAUGACUAGGACAAAUAAUGACACUGCAGUUUUAAGAAUGAAAUACCAAAUUAUUUUUGUUAACUUUUACAUUGGUUUUUGAACUGUCACUGGUCACAUUUCCAAUAUGCUGUUCAUAGGAAGCUGGACAAGUGGACCAAAAUUAGCUUUCUUCAUGUACAAUUAAACUUCUCUCAUAUGUGAAAAAUACUUCCCCAUUCAUGUAGUGCCAUGGAAACUACAAACUACCACAGACAUGGACAACUUUGUGAGAUUUUUAGCAAUGAAUAGCUUGUAUCAUUGUUAAAGCAUUCCUGGGCGUAUGUAAAAUUAAUUUCACCUCUUUUCCUCUUGCAGUAGAAGCAAAGUCUUGUAUAAAUUUGCAGGAUGUCUGUGGCAGGAGAAUCAGUAAAACCUGAGGGGUUCUGCUGUAAGUGGCAAUUGCAUACCUGUGAAUUUCCAGAUCUUAACUUUCAGGCUGGGCUAAAAGCACUGUUGCUGGAGGUCUCUGAGCACAAAAGUCCUGUGCCUUUUCAACACUGAGUGGUUAAAUUUCCACAAAGUUUAUAGAGUUUUUGAGAGCUUAGUUCUGUAAAAGGCAAUGUAGGUAAUGUUAUAGUGCUUUAUAUUUUCGCUUGAAAUUGCCGGUUACUGAUUUUCUUUUUGCAUUAAAGUUAGAGGUGGGGGGCUGAGGGAGGGAAAAGACUUCACUUGGAGGCAGCAGGACACCCUAAAAGGGACACUUAAAAAUAGGAAAAGCUUGGUAGAGUCUGUGAUAAACAUGAUUUGGAAGAAAGCUACAAACAGGCUUUUCUUUUAUAAAUAAUCAUUUCUGAAAAUGAAUAUGUUUAAACAUAAACAUAGAGACUUGUCUAUAUGAUAUCAGGUUCUUGGGGGUUUUUUUAAUGAAAUUCUGACACUUGGCAAAAAGCUGUGCUAAACAUAAAAGUAAAAGCCAUAGGUAUGAGUGCUAAACUGUGGAUUGAAAAGUAGAAGUGUAAAUACUUUAAUCAAUAUUAGAAAAUAAAACUAUACCAACCAUUAAA
Messenger RNA from Poecile atricapillus (Black-capped chickadee), 3129 nucleotides. It is a transcript of the gene ZBTB35, whose product is annotated as zinc finger protein 131. The record is from RefSeq and is a predicted model, not a curated record. Gene Ontology annotation, cellular component: nucleus. The coding region runs from base 260 to 2113 and encodes 617 amino acids. NCBI's taxonomy places the organism in Eukaryota, Metazoa, Chordata, Aves, Passeriformes, Paridae. Gene Ontology annotation, molecular function: RNA polymerase II cis-regulatory region sequence-specific DNA binding; DNA-binding transcription factor activity, RNA polymerase II-specific; protein binding. Gene Ontology annotation, biological process: regulation of transcription by RNA polymerase II. The transcript is spliced from 7 exons.